AAGAAAAGCAAGAUUCUCCUUUGUUUGUCUCCACCAAAACCUUUUCUUCUUCAGUUCAAAAAAAAAAAACCUUAUCUUCUUCCUCAACCUGAUAGUUUGAGUCCAUGGAGUCAUCUCCAGAAGAAGUAGCAGUAAUUUUUGGAAAAUCACUGAUAGUGUCUAGCGUCCAAGGGCAGGCCAAACAACCCAUCACACAGAUCCCACCUUGAUACGUUAGCCGAGAUGAUUGGGAGCCUCCUCCGAUCAUAUCCACUGGCAUGUCGAUGCAGUCGGUACCCAUCAUCGAUGUACACAACUUAAUCGUUGGAGAGACUGUGCAUUCUGAACUGGAGAGGCAUCACUCAGCUUGUAGAGAAUGGAGUUUUUUCCAGGUUAUAAACCAUGGAGUGAGUGCUUCACUGUUAGAGGACUUGAAGAGAGAGAUUGUUAAUUUCUUCCAACAACCUUUGGAAGAAAAAACAAAGCUAUGGCAACAACCCGACAACCAUGAAGGGUUUGGCCAGCUCUAUGUUGUAUCAGAGCAGCAGAAGCUUGAUUGGUCAGACAUGUUCUACAUAACCACCCUUCCGCCCACUCUAAGGAAGACCCAAUUGUUUGAAAAGUUACCUCCAAAGCUCAGAGAGACGAUGGAAGCUUACUCAAUAGAAGUGAAAAAGCUAGCCAUGACCAUCUUGAGGCAAAUGGCCAAGGCUAUAAAGAUGGAUGAUGAGGAGAUCACAGAACUAUUCACUGAUAGGGUCCAAACAAUAAGAAUGAAUUACAAGCCUCCAUGCCCACAGCGAGAUAUGGCCAUUGGCAUCACUCCUCACUCUGAUGCAGAUGCCCUAACAAUUCUUUUUCAGCUCAAUGAAACGGAGGGCCUCCAGAUUAGGAAAGAUGGGAAAUGGGUGCCUAUAAAACCACUUCCCAACGCUUUUGUAGUCAACGUUGGUGAAAUAUGGAGGCAAUAUUUACUCUAUAAAUAA
Molecule: messenger RNA, 965 nt
Organism: Ilex paraguariensis (yerba mate)
Lineage: Eukaryota; Viridiplantae; Streptophyta; Magnoliopsida; Aquifoliales; Aquifoliaceae
Source: the annotation of a GenBank genome assembly